This is a messenger RNA of Microplitis demolitor, 995 nucleotides long. RefSeq names its product syntaxin-8 (gene Syx8). Bases 242 to 970 code for a protein of 242 amino acids. Gene Ontology annotation, biological process: vesicle fusion; intracellular protein transport. Gene Ontology annotation, molecular function: SNAP receptor activity; SNARE binding. Gene Ontology annotation, cellular component: SNARE complex; endomembrane system. NCBI's taxonomy places the organism in Eukaryota, Metazoa, Arthropoda, Insecta, Hymenoptera, Braconidae. The transcript has 5 exons. The record is from RefSeq and is a predicted model, not a curated record.
UUUCUUAUCUCUUAAAAUUAAAAAAUUAAAAAUAUAAAACAUUAUAGUUUGAUCUAUAAAAAUACAAAAAAAUAAAUGGUGACUAAUGGAUUGAUAAAGAUUGUUUUAAAUAUAUAGGUAUAUGGCGAGAGAUAAGAGUUUAUCAACCACUUUGAUUGGUAGAAAAAACUAUUAGAUUUUUGUACCACGCGCCAUUUAAAGUUGUCAUUUUAUAUUUUAAUAAAACACAAGCUCUGAAACAAUGGCUUUAAUUUAUUUAGAUGACAAUGAUCCUUGGAUCACUGAGUAUGAUGUCUGUGAAAAACUUUAUGAUGAUAUUAUGGAGCAGCUUAAUCAGCGCCAAAGUAAACCAAAAGCUUCAUUGGCAUUUGCCAGUUUAUCCGCAAAUGUUCGUAUUCAAAUGAACCAAUACUCUGAUCAUAUUUUACAGUUGAAGAAAAAAAUUGCUGAAGCUUUGAAGCUCAGACUUAUAACUGUCGAUGAAGCAGAAAGACGAACAAGACAAAUAGAGCAGUUGCAAAGUAAUUAUGUAAAAAUAAAACGAUUUUAUGAUUUAAAAAUGAACCCAACAGGUUCUGAGAGGCCAAGUUUAUUUGGUAAUUCAAGUACUGCAUUUGCGGACGGUGGUACUGUUGGAUGGGAUGACCAAAAUGACCAAUCAGACAAUAAUGUCAGUAUUGCUGAUAUCAAAUCACAAAACCAAGCUGCUCUUUUGGAACAAGAACGAGGUCUAGAUGAAUUGUACAAAGUUAUUACAAGACAAAAAACAAUUGCUCAGACAAUAAAUACUGAAGUAGAUCAUCAAAAUGAAAUAAUUGAUGAUCUAGCAGAGCAUAUGGAACAAACUGAUGAAAGAUUAAUAGAUGGAACAAGACAAAUUCGAUUUAUUGAUCGAAAAGACAGAACAUGUGGCUAUUGGGUAGUAAUUAUUUUAUUAUUUAUCAGCAUAAUUUGUGUGGCUGUUGUAUAAAAUUGAUUAAAGCCCUAUAAUUAUA